This is a messenger RNA of Dujonia railenensis, 3351 nucleotides long. Lineage: Eukaryota; Fungi; Ascomycota; Pichiomycetes; Serinales; Debaryomycetaceae. The record is from the annotation of a GenBank genome assembly.
AUGAUUAGAAGAAGUGCCUCGAAGGUAAACGGGCUAGUAGUCAAGCAAUCGCUCAGAUCUGCUAGCACAGCCUAUUCCCCAAUGAGUCGAGUGAUGAAAGAGUGGAUACCUGCAACCAAAAAUGGUGAGCAUGCGGAUUUGCCAUUGAACCCAAUACAACUUCAGCAGGAUAUCCGCAUGAUGACUGAAGGGUUGAGAUUGUCUAGAGAAUUGGAGCGUAAUGGCUGGUUAAUGAAACUGGAAGAAAUAGAAGUGGAUGAGAAGAAGGAUGACGAUAAGAAGGGCAAUAUCAAGAAUGAUGAAAUCAAGGAAGACGAGAUCAAGGAAGAUGAGAUCAAGGAAGACCAAAUCAAGGAAGACCAAGUCAAGGAAGAUGAAGUCAAGAGAGAUGAUCUGGUUCCUACAGUAGGCUCUGUAGGAACGGGAUCUGUGAAUAACGGAAAGGGUAGUGCUGGUGAUGACGGCAAUUCACCAGUGCCACCACCACCUCCACCAUCUGUGCCUAAAUCGUUUCCACCCUUGCUUGCCAUCCCCAUGAGAGACCGUCCUCCUGUUCCAGGUACCAUCUUCGCCAUCAAUGUUGAAGAUAGGGAAGUUAUCAAGGCUAUAGAUGCCAUGAUCGAGAAUAAGCAUCCACACUUUCUUCUCUUCCAUUCUAAGGACUCCGAUGUCAACUCCGAUGUAAUCCAGGAUGAAAACUCGGUACACCAGAUCGGUGUUCACUGUGUGUUGAGUAAGAUUACUAAACCCGAGGAAAGAAAGGACGACGACAACGCUUCUUUAAUAGUUGCAUAUGCACAAUCAAGAUGUAAGUUAGAAGAGUUGACACUUCCAGGAUCCAAGAACAAAUCAACGACGCCGUCUAGUACCGUCGAGUCAGAGCAAUCAUCUGGAGACUCGUCCUUGAAUGAAAACUCAUCUUCUAACGUCGACUUCCCCACUGCUUAUCUUUCUAACUUCAAAGUUUCAUAUGCCACUACGAAGUUUGUUGCACACGAACCAUAUGAAAAGAACUCGGAGGUUAUUUCUCAGUUGGUUUCGGAAAUUAAACGUACGGCAGUAGGGCUAACUGCAAACAAUGAGGUUGCUCGUGAUCAACUUAUAAGAGCAGAUAAAUUUGAACCUCAUGAUUUUGCUGAUUAUGUUGCAUCCCUUCUGUUGGCUUCCGCAGACCAGAUUCAAGCAAUUUUGGAAGCUGUCAAUGUCCAGGAAAGAUUAGAAAUGGUAUUAGAUCUUAUUCAGAUUGAAGAUGAUUUGAAGAGAGUUAAAAACAAGACAACUGAAAACAUGAGAAGGGCUACUUUUGAAAAUCAGAAUAAAGCAUUCUUCAAAGAAUUUAUUAGUCAGUUCCAAAAGGUUGCUGGAUUAAAUGAAAAGGGCGAAGGAAAUGAUAAAAUUAGUAAAUAUAUGGAAAAAUUGAAGGGGAAAACAUUAACUACUGAAGCUCAAGAAGCUUUUGACUAUGAAUUAGAUAAGCUUAAGGGUCAGCAUGAAAACCUGAGUGAGUCAUUUGUGAUUGAAAAAUAUUUGGACUGGUUAGUAAGUGUUCCAUGGGGAGUUUAUUCUCGUGACCUUUUUAACUUAAAGAAAGCAAAAUCCACUUUAGAGCAAGAUCAUUACGGAUUGGAAGAUGUCAAGCAGAGAAUUUUAGAAUUUAUUUCCUUGGGAAAAAUUUCCGGUAAUGUUGAUGGUAAGAUUUUAUGUCUCGUGGGGCCACCGGGUACUGGUAAGACAUCUAUCGCCAAAUCUAUUGCCGAAUCUCUUGGAAGAAAGUAUGUUAGAAUCGCAAUGGGUGGUGUCCAAGAUGUACAUGAGUUAAAGGGUCACAGAAGAACGUAUAUUGGAGCAGUUCCUGGUAGAAUUAUUUUAGCUUUGAAACAAGCUCAAACAUCUAAUCCAUUGAUGCUUAUUGAUGAAAUCGAUAAAUUAGACACGACAUCCAGAGGUGGAGGAGGUGCAUCUUCAGCAUUUUUAGAAAUUUUGGACCCUGAACAAAACCACACUUUUAUUGACAAUUAUUUGGAUGUUAAGGUUGAUUUAAGUAAGGUUUUAUUUGUAUGUACUGCCAACUAUUUAGGCAAUAUUGCGCCUCCUUUGAGGGACAGAAUGGAAGUUAUUGAAGUGAACGGAUACACGACAUCUGAAAAGGUGGAAAUCACUAAGAGACAUUUGAUCCCGCAAGCAGCAAAGAAGGCUGGCUUGGAAGGAGGAAAAGUUGAAAUUCCAGAUAAAACCAUCAUUCAAUUAAUCGAAAGGUAUUGUAGAGAAAGUGGAUUAAGAAAUACUAAGAAGCAUAUUGGAAGGAUAUUUAGUAAGGCAGCUUUUAAGAUUGUCGAACAAAUUGAAAAUAAGGAAGCUGAAGCAGCUACCGCCCUUGCUGAAGCUGAGCCUUUGUCAGAAACUAAAGUUGACGAUGUCAAGGAGGCCAAGGAAGGAAAGGUUGCGAAAGGAAAAAAGAGAGAACUCAAGGAAUCUGACCUGGAGGAAUCUAACUCUGAAAAGAGAAAAUCUUCAGAUUUUGCCGCAAUGAGAGAAGAACUUGAAAAGGAUCUUGAUAUUAGAGAAAACACAGAUGAAUCUGGGGUUGAAGCCGAAGCACUUACCGCAUUGGUGAUUCCAGAUGACAUAAAACUCAAUAUCUCGCCUGAAUUAUUGAAAGAUUACAUUGGGCCUGAAACUUAUCCUAGGGACAGGGUUUAUGAUACACUUCCUGCAGGUGUAGCUACUGGACUUGCAUAUUCCGGAUCUGGAAACGGUGACGCACUUUACAUCGAGUCCAUUUUGACGAACUCUAUCUCUUCCGGAACUGGCCAUCCUGGUAUUAGAGUAACCGGUAGCUUGAAGGAUGUUAUGAAGGAAUCUGCAUCCAUCUCUUAUUCAUUUGCUAAACUGUUCUUGACUAAAAGAUUCCCUAAAAAUAGGUUUUAUGAAGCUGCAGACAUCCAUGUCCAUUGUCCUGACGGAGCAAUUCCAAAAGACGGACCAUCUGCUGGUAUUUCAUUCACGACCUCUCUUGUGUCAUUAGCCCUUAACAAGCCAAUCGCUGGAAAUAUUGCAAUGACUGGUGAGUUAACGGUAACUGGCAGAGUUUUGGCCGUGGGUGGUUUAAGAGAAAAAAUUUUGGGAGCUAAGAGAUACGGUUGUAAUACCAUCAUCUUCCCUAAGGACAUUGAAAAUGUCUUAGAAGAUAUUCCUGAAGAAGUUAAGGAAGGUGUUACGUUUGUACCUGUUGAAUGGUACCACGAAGUCUUUGAAAAAGUAUUCCCAGAUGUUACACAACAGGAAGGUAACUCAGUUUGGGAUGAAGAUUUUGCUGCCUUAGAGAGCAAGAAGAAGAAAGAUAAGAAAUAA